Gregarina niphandrodes is the source of this 114-nucleotide messenger RNA. RefSeq names its product zinc knuckle protein. The record is from RefSeq and is a predicted model, not a curated record. The annotation marks the transcript as partial. The transcript has a single exon. Gene Ontology annotation, molecular function: nucleic acid binding; zinc ion binding. NCBI's taxonomy places the organism in Eukaryota, Apicomplexa, Conoidasida, Eugregarinorida, Gregarinidae.
UCGGUUGAGUGCCAAAGAUGUCAUAAGAAGGGCCACAGGGCGAACGUGUGUCCGAUGAAGGAUCUAGAGUGCAGCAACUGUCACAAGCGAGGUCAUGAGGAAAGGAACUGUCGA